CGCUCAGCCGCCUUUGUCUUCCCAGUGGAGAUGUGUUACACACGCACCAGGUACUAAUCUAUCGCUCCCCACAUCAUCAAGCACACAUGCAAAUACUCCCCCCUCGCCACUCCGUGUAGCCUUCAACAGAAUGUUGGCACAAGUGGUGUUAGCGAGUACCUAUUACGGUCGGCAUGGCGCGCAAGGGGAUGGGUGGCCAGCAUGAUUUCCGGCCGCCUUUAUCUACCUAAUGCUUACGUUUAGACACGCUGCACCAGGUAUUCCUUGAAAGCUGACGCGACCUCGGGGAGGCACACGACCGGUGCAAAUAUUCGUCACUGGCGCUGGCUGUGAGCGUUGGUCGAACUCGGGUCGCCGGGUUCUUAGCUCCGUGCGGCUGCUACACACGUAUGUUGAACGCACAUCGAUGGUCAUCUCAGUGAGUGAUGGGGGUUAUAUAAUGAUUCACCCUCCCCCGCCAAGCGAUUUGGUGAAUUGCCACGGUUUGGAAUCGCGAUUCUUGGUUGUCUCCUUACUGUCUAGUUUGUAGAUUUGUUCCCUCCAUUUGCCUAAAUGUAACAGCCUUCAUCAUUCAUAUGCAAUUGGCAUGAAUUGUAAAUAAUUGCUUCUCACACUCGCGAUUCGAGGUAUACAUAUGUCGAGAGCCGAAUGCAUGAUUGUAAUCGUAGGGGUGAUAUUACAUGCAGAGACGUACCGACGGUACGGCGAAUCGGGGCGACCGCCUCGUGUCCCGCUUUAUUUUUGGUGUCAGAUUUCAUCCUAACGGUUUAGUUGUAAGGUGGCGUGAGGGUCCACACGGUGGGAUUUACCCAGGGCCCUGCACCCCCGCACCCCAUGGACGGCUCUGAUUCCAUACCUACUCAACAUUCCACGGUGUUCUGGGUGAAACGACAAUCGUGUGUCUCUAUGAGUCGCCAGCCGUGGGAGGGGACUGUGUUGAUCGUCGUCUUUCUGUCUGGUUUUUCUGUGUCCCUGUGUCCUCUCGCCGUUCGUCCGUCUCUCUGUGCCUCUUCCGUUCCUCGAAUGGAUUUUUUUUUUGCAGCGCUCCUCACAGCUGUGCGUCCUAGGCUGCCGUCUUGAUCACCCCCCUCCCCCACCAAAAGCUGAGGCUGUUGUGGGUGACACGAAAGCUGCACCGUUGUACGAUCUUGACCGUGUCGUGCCACUGUGCUUCUUGUAAUAGUCUGCAGAUAUUUCCCCACGGGGUGGGGGGCAAUUGUGACGCGCGUGGUGUUUUUAGAUGUAUGUUUUUUUUACUUGUCUCGUCUUGUUUAAAUACUCGCUGUCGGCGUGUCGCCGGAGCCGAGGCGAUCAUUAUAAUUGCAUCGUCCGUCGCAUCUUUCCUGCAGGUCGCUUGCGAUAGCCAGAGGGCGCCCGUGUGCGUCCUUUGUUCAAAGUGUUUGUUCAUGCCGCAUUCCGUGCACGCCGCCUGUUCGCGCUGCCAGGUUCAGCUGUACCGAUACCCUCCCCCUUCCCACCGUGGGCUGCUAGAGUCGCAGGAACCUUUGUGGGCGCAAAGGCUCCGUGAAAGGUCUACAGCCAGCAAAGGUGCACGUUAAAUUUAGGUAAAUCAGCACGCUUAUAUAUUGCAUGCCGGUUCGUUAGACUCGGCAGCAGCGCCCGGGCCCGCUGGUGCGUGCGCGAGUGGGGGAUUGGGUGGACGGCAAUGCCAGGUGCCCUCCGCGGCGCGGUGGAGUUGAGCGCGUGCUGGUGGCGUAGGCUGGCACUGCGGCGCGUUUAGGGCGCCAGACGGAGUGUCCCUUCGUGCGAGGCGAGCGUCGUCAGAACCGCUACCGCACUGCUGCUGCUACUGCUGUCGUCUGCUAUUGCUUGCUGCUGUCACCACAGCUGGAGUCACUUAUUCACCAAACUGCGUUUACACGCAGGAGACAGUGAGGUUGGGAGGGGGGGGUGGGCGCUUUAAAUCCGAGGCGUCGCGCGCGGUGGAAUCUUCCCAUUAUCGCAGGGAGGUGGUCCGGUGCGGUGGACGAGUUUGGUGCGAUUUUGUGAAAGGCGUGCGGUUCGUGCGGCGGUUGUAUCAAACAGCCGCAAAGACAUUGACAACAACAAACCACACAAACACACAACAGGAAAAGAAGAAUAUUCCUACUCGCUCAGCGCAGGCGAGGCACGGGUUGUGUUUGCGCACGCGACUCGACAAGGACGUCGUCCCGACGGCCAUGGACCUCAGCGCGAGCAAGGAUGUGGACGAGGACAUGGAUGACGGGACCCCGUGGAGCGAUGUGAGGCCAGAGCAGCUCCACUCCAUGUGUCAGAGACUCCGCGGGCUGAGGAAGCACAAGAAUGCAGCUCAAAGGCUCCGCUGCCUGGUGAAGCAGCUGGAGAAGGGCGAGAUUCCCGUGGCCGAGCUCCGCCGGAACAUCGAGUACGCGGCCUCUGUGCUCGAGGCUCUCUACAUAGACGAGACCAGACGGCUGCUCGACUCGGAGGAUGAGCUGGGCGACAUCAGCUCGGAGGCCGUGCCGGCCGAGGUGCGGGACUGGCUCGCGUCCACCUUCACGCGCCGCAUGGGCGUCACGGCGCGCCGGCCGGAGGACAAGCCCCGCUUCCGCAGCAUCGUGCACGCCGUGCAGGCGGGCAUCUUCGUGGAGAGGAUGUAUCGGCGCACAUCAAACAUGGUCGGCCUCAGCUAUCCGCCGAACGUUCUGGUGGCACUGAAGGACGUGCACAAGUGGUCGUUCGACGUGUUUGUGCUGAACGAGGCGAGUGGAGAACACGCACUCAAGUUCGUCAUGCAUGAGCUGCUCACGAGAUACGAGCUCAUCUCGCGAUACAAGAUUCCCGUUGCGGCGCUGGUGUCGUUUGUGGAGGCGCUGGAGGCGGGCUACAGCAAGCACAAGAACCCGUACCACAACCUGGCGCAUGCCGCCGACGUCACCCAGACCGUGCACUACCUGCUCCUGCAGUCGGGCCUCAUGCACUGGCUGAGUGAGCUGGAGACGCUUGCCGUCAUCUUCGCCGCGGCCAUUCACGAUCUGGAGCACACGGGCACCACCAACAACUUCCACAUCCAGACGCGCUCGGACGUGGCUCUGCUGUACAACGACCGCGCGGUGCUGGAGAACCAUCACGUGAGCGCUGCCUACCGCCUCAUGCAGGACGAUGACAUGAACAUCUUCAUCAACCUCAGCAAGGACGACUGGAGAGAGCUGCGUGCGCUGGUCGUCGAGAUGGUUCUGGCGACGGACAUGUCGUGUCACUUUCAGCAGAUCAAGACCAUGAAGAGCGCCCUGCAACAGCCCGAAAGCAUUGACAAGUCCAAGGCGAUGUCGCUGCUCCUGCACGCUGGCGACAUCAGCCACCCCACCAAGGAGUGGCCCCUGCACCAGCGCUGGACCGAGGCCCUCAUGGAGGAGUUCUUUAGACAGGGCGACCGUGAAGCUAAGCUGGGCCUCCCGUUUUCGCCCCUUUGCGACCGAAACUCCACGAUGGUCGCCCAGUCACAGAUCGGAUUCAUGGACUUCAUUGUGGAGCCCACGUUCUCCGUGCUCACCGACAUGGCCGAGAAGGUGGUGGUGCCCCUGGCAGAGGAAGCGGCCAGGGCCGGCACACCAGGGGUGCCACGUCGCGGCAGUGCGCCCCGCUCUCCACACAGCGCGGCAACCGUGGAGUGGCACCGCGGCAAGCGCGCGGCGAGCGACGGCUCCGUCACCUCCAUCUGCACCGUCGACCUCCUCCAGUUCCGCGCGCUGUGGCAGAAUUGCCUCAGCAGCAACAAGGAGCGCUGGAAGGAGCAGGCGGCGGCGGUGACGGCGGCGACGGCGGCUGCAACGGCUGCCGCGAACACCACUGCAGAUGACAAGGAAGCUCCCCUGCAGGAGGAGGAGGAAAAGGCAGCAGUGCCGGCACAUGAGCUGCGGAGGGAGUCGGACAACCGCAGACGACAAUCCACAGCUGCCCUGGGACAGAUCGCCUCCGCCGAUGACGCUGACGAUGACGCUGAUGACGUCAGUCAUGGCAGCGUGGGCGACCAAGUUGAGGGUGGCGUUGAGGACCAUGGCGUCGGCGAUGAUGAUCAUAACGAUGGUGGCGACGAUGAUGACGAGACAGCGGAGAACAUGGGAGAAGAUCCCGGAGAGAGACUUGCAGAUGAGGAUGCAGGGUGGCGAGAGGGUGGGCGCGCCGUGAGGGCGAAUGACGUCGAGGUCGCCGCCUCGUCGGACGUGUCCCUCCAGUCGGAGCCGUCGCUCACGUCCGAAGAGUCCGUGUUGUCCGAUUCGAAGGACAAAGAGGACUCGACAAUGCUGGAGACAGGUGAGGCUUCGUUAAGAACCAGUGUGGAAGGAAACGUCUUGUUGGACCAUUGACGCCACCACCACCACCACCAUCAUCCCCAUACUCAGGACUGACAGUGUGAAGAGUAAAAUGUGAAGUUGCAAAAAUAGUGUGAAAAAAACAAGUGGGAAAGAGGGAGGAGAGGAUGGGGGAGCGAGGCGAGCACAAGGGAGCAACAGUCGUUUUGUUUCAACAAUGUAUGGGCAUGCUCACAGGGUUGACUGUUUGUCAUGACCAUGGGCAAGCUCAGAAACAGCCUUUUCCACUCAAACUGGACAAUCAAACCAAUAAACCGGGGAUCCCACGUUACAUAGCUCUGAACUGAGUCGCAGACCGGUGUACAAAGAAAUCCCUUUACCGUGGGUCAGUUUUUCGACAAUAAUUUUUGUAGCUUGUUACAUGUGCAAAUGUGUACGAUGGCUGACAUCUGUGCUGGAACAUUGCCCACAAUUGUAGCUGUAACCCUGUUGGUGUUAAAGCUGACACAGAGUUGCAGUUAACACUGAAAUCAUAAAGGACUACAAUUAAACGUAACAUGUAUCAAUUGGUCUAUUUAAAAAAAAAAGUCGUGUCCGUGAAAUGAAUGAAAAGGUCCACCAUUAUUUAAUUAAUGGCAUUGUGAAUUUGUUUAUGGGUCUGAUUUUCCACGAAUCACAUUUGGUAAAAAAUAAAAUGUUCCCUUCAGUCUUAUGCUCAUGUGAAGGUAAAAUGUUAUAUGUACUGCAGGGCAACGCAUGUGACUGAAAAAUCAUGUUUUAUUGCAGAGAAUAUCAACAGCAUACGUGUGGUGUAUUUAAUUAUCUAGAUUGGUUUUAGUUUGUGAAAUAGAAAAGUAAAACAAUCAUAAACACUACUUGCGAGGAGAUGCUAAGGUUUGCAAAACCACUCCUCUUUAUCUCCGUUCAUCCUAACUCCAUCUAACAUAAAUGUUUUUUUUUCGCUUGCAUCACACACACGCAUUGUAAAUUGUCCUGUCAUAUUCCGGCUGCUGUAUUAGGACUUUGCUUCUGAGCAGCACUAACAAUUAAACAAAUGCUGUUUUAGCACCGUUUGCAUUAUGGCUGCUUUGCAGAGUGUAAGCAUGUUGACAUUUGAAAUGCAUUCUGGCCGGACAACAAGGAGGGCAUCAGGAUGCGUACUCGCAGUUUGUUAUGCUGCAGCCAGCCCGUGGAUUCGUUGACUGACAUGAGUGUGGCACCAUAGCGACGGUCGCUCUGACAUCAAGAGGUGAAAAUCCACAACGGGUUUCUGUGGCGUAAUCGAAAAAAAACCAAGACAUUUAGGGCUCGAUUUUUUAUAGUAAAUGCUUUUUUAGUAUAAAUGAAGCACACACACACAUCAUCAAAAAUACGGCGUGACUUUAGUGUUCUGUUUUGUUAAGGUUAUUUCUUUAUACUUUUUUUUCAUAAGUUGCUGUGCAUAAUAAAGCAGUGACACUCAGCAUUGCUGACUUUUGCAACAUUUCCGUUUGAUUGUAGCGUUUGUGCAAUUCCGUAUAGCGGUAAUUUAAUCAAACGCAUUUAUUCCAUACGUGUUCAUGAAGCCUGUCUUCGCCAGGCAAAAAGUUUCCAAUAAUUAUAAUAAAGGUGAUAUGAAUUUUUACAAUUUUUAUCUACGAUCUGACAUUAACAACUACUCAAAAAAUGUGUAUUUUUUCGCAAAAAAAACUAACAUUGUCGACAAGUUCAUUUCAUUUCUUAUAUUUCAAGACUUAUCCAUCGGAAACUGCUUAAUUUAAAGAUUCCAUUCUUUUUUUUAUUCGAAAGAACAAAAACUAAUUAAGUUAAUGCUGUAUGAGGGAAAAUUCUUAUCGUUUGCCGUUUUCAAAUAAUUCAGAUUUGAACAUGAGAAAAUGCGUAUUUAUUUCGUUCAAAAUCGCUUGAAUCUGAAUAACUUCAAAAACAAUAAAAGAUAGAACAAUUGUUCUCGCUUAAAUUUUCAUGACUUGCUGUUUAACGCUCUAUCAAACGAAAAAAACCGCAAUGUUACAUUUUGAACGGUUUCUGAAUGUCAUUCACAAACAUUGCUAUGGGUCACAAUGUCGAGCUUUGGGGGCCUUCAAAUGGAAAAUCUCGGCUUUUUCUGAUUUCCCCUGUUUGUGUCCAAAAAACUACAUACGUACCAAAUUUCAGCUUUCUACUUUGUCGGGAGGUAUCCGAGAGGUUUUUGAGACGUACAGAUUAAGCUGUUUAUUUAUAUAGAUAAUGUCGAAAUCCCACCGUUUUUUGCUGAAGGAAAUAUAACAUCAGGUCUACUGAAGAAACAUUUAGCAGAGCUCCCCUGCUGGUUUUCCUCGUAAAAAUUUACUCCUCCAUCUCUACCGUUGUGUGAUGAAUCAG
Molecule: messenger RNA, 6635 nt
Organism: Petromyzon marinus (sea lamprey)
Lineage: Eukaryota; Metazoa; Chordata; Hyperoartia; Petromyzontiformes; Petromyzontidae
Source: RefSeq, a predicted model, not a curated record